Fusarium proliferatum ET1 is the source of this 1086-nucleotide messenger RNA. RefSeq lists its product as uncharacterized. The record is from RefSeq and is a predicted model, not a curated record. NCBI's taxonomy places the organism in Eukaryota, Fungi, Ascomycota, Sordariomycetes, Hypocreales, Nectriaceae. The transcript is spliced from 6 exons. Gene Ontology annotation, cellular component: intracellular anatomical structure. Gene Ontology annotation, molecular function: transaldolase activity. Bases 1 to 1086 code for a protein of 361 amino acids. Gene Ontology annotation, biological process: carbohydrate metabolic process; pentose-phosphate shunt, non-oxidative branch.
AUGGCGCCUCCCACUGAGAAUAGCUUCUUGCAAGAGAUUGAGAAAAAGACAUUAACACUGCGCGUUGUCAAUGUUGAUGUUGAUACGCUUAACACUGAGUUCAUACGAUCUCUCCCAAUGAUGCCGAAUGAUCAAACUUGCAAUCCUGCAUGGUUGUCUCUAGCUCUGCAGGAUCCAUCUAACGCAGAGUUGAUCAGAACUACAGCCCUUGACCUUCAAGACCAGGGCUUUCUUGCUAUACUCUCGCGACUUGCCGUGCAUCUCUGUAAAAGAAGCAUUGAUCUGAUUAAAGGUCGUGUCUUGGUCCAGACCAGCCCUUCAGCUGUAUGUAACUUCCAAGAGACCUUGGAUCAUGCUCGCAUCUACGUAUCUGAGUUUGAAAAGGCUGGGAUCCCGAAGAACAGAUAUUAUAUCAAGAUUAUGGCUACGGGCGUGUUCAGCGUGAUCCAGGCAGUGGCAUGCAGUCAGGCGGGUUGCUUGUAUAUCAGCCCAUAUUACAAUGCUAAAUCGUUGCCAUCAGAGAUACGAACUCACCUGGAUCCAUCACUGUGGCCUGAUGUCCAGGACCCAGCAUUGGAGCAUCCAUUUUCGCAUCGCAUCGCCCAGAUGGUCCACGCAUACAAGACUUUAUUUACUGUCACAGGCAAAGAACAGCCAUUGAUUAAGAAUGCGGGUGUCAGCUUUCGCUCCUACAAGGAAGUUCUCGCCUCGUCUGAACUCGGGUGCCAUUCUGCAACCAUCUCCCAGGAUCUAUUGGAAGAGCUCAAGACUUCGACACCUGGAAAGAUUACACUGCCCGUUUCUCCCAAAGUAGCCAGCCUAAAAUGCCCCUAUGCUGACGAUGUACCUAUUCCACCGCCUAGGCUGGGUGAGCUACUUACCCGCCAUCUGGAUGAACAGGGAGGAUGGUUGGCAAAUGACCUGACAGUGGACUUACUGGCUGAUGGAGGAAAGGUGUUAGAUCAAGCUCUGGAAAAAGACUCCGAAGCCGCUCGUAUGGUUAAGGAGGCUUUGGAUAUGUUUAUUUUCUGCGAGGAGGAGACCAAGAAGCUUAUCAAAGGGACGGCUUUAGUUGCAAGCCUAUAA